AUGGGGGCCCAUCUUCUGCAGCUGCCCCAAAGGCUGCUCCUGCCAGGGGCAGCUGCCCUGACUGUGUCCGCUCUGGAGACAGGUGAGUAUAAAGGGACUUGCGGACAGACGUGGCGGGGGGGCGGGCUGCUGCUGCGCCGGUUCUACUUCGUGGUCCCGGACACCGACUGCGGGCUCGGGGGGCGGGCAGCGGCCCCCAGCGACAGGAUCCGCUUCCAGUUCCGCUGCUUCCUGGUCUACAGCCUGGUCUGCCCGGCAUCCCCAGCGCCCAACGGCGCCACCCCAGCGGCUGGCGCCUGCGCCCCAGGCUCUUACUUGCUGUUCUACGAGGGUCCGCCCGGAGCGCCCCGGACCCUGGGCGCCCCUCUCUGCGGCCUGACCAUCCCUGCCCCGGUGGCAUCCACAGGGGACUUCCUGGGCCUGCGCCUGGUCACCAGAGGUCGCCAGCCCCGCGUGGACUUCGUGGGAGAGGUAACCUCUUUCCGGUUGGGUGGGUUAGGACUGUUUUUCCGCUGUCGGAAUGGCAGGUGCGUCCCCCCGAGCCUGGUGUGCGAUCUCUGGGGCAUGGACAACUGUGGUGACGGCAGUGACCAGGCUUCCUGGCCACCAGCCAGCUGCAGAGGUCCCUCUCUGAUGCCCAGCCAGGAGGGAAGUAUGGAGGCUGAUACCUCCAAGCCCCUGAGUGUCUCCCCAGCUCUAGGUUAAGCAGGCCCCCUGUAGCCUGCAGCUGGGAGCAGUGCCCAAGCAGGCAGGGGCCCUGCCCAGCAGGAUGCAGUUCUGGAAGGUCCCCAGCUACGGAAGGUGGCACUGGCUUCCUCGCUGCUCCUGGCCUGUGCUGGCCUCCUCUGGUGCUGUUGCUCCUCUAGCCAGCAGUUGGCACUAAAGAGCUUUUGCUACCCAGAGGAGGGUGGCAAAGGCCACUGCGAUGCCCUCUGCUCCUAG
Molecule: messenger RNA, 942 nt
Organism: Molossus molossus (Pallas's mastiff bat)
Lineage: Eukaryota; Metazoa; Chordata; Mammalia; Chiroptera; Molossidae
Gene: LDLRAD2
Product: low density lipoprotein receptor class A domain containing 2
Molecular function (GO): protein binding
Source: RefSeq, a predicted model, not a curated record